AUGAGCUCUACUGAAACUCUUAGUUGCUCUCACCUUGGCGUCUACAAGACGAUAAGCGAGCUGAGCGGCCUUUCCUGCCAUGAUCAACUCCUAUGGUGGCACAGUGUGGCGCCCAUGUUCGCGGAAAUGCUUAACUUGGUCGGGUAUGAUAUUCACUCCCAGUAUAAAAUCCUUGGGAUAUUUUUGAAACACGUCAUCCCCUUUCUCGGUGUCUACCCGACCCGUAUGAAUGACCGAUGGUUCAGCGUCUUGACCCGAUACGGUACACCAUUUGAGCUGAGUUUAAACUGCUCCCACUCCACGGUGCGAUACACAUAUGAGCCGAUCAAUGCCGCCACUGGCUCCCUGAAGGACCCAUUCAACACGCAUGCCAUAUGGGAUGCGCUCGAUCGCCUCGUCCCAUUGCAGAAUGGCAUUGAUUUGGAAUUCUUCAGACAUUUCAAGAAUGAUCUCACCGUCAACGAUCAAGAUGCAGCGUACCUGAUGGAAAGGAAGUUGGUCAGGGGCCAUAUCCGGACCCAAAACAAACUUGCUUUAGAUCUAAAGGGUGGCGAUUUUAUGCUUAAGGUCUACAUUUAUCCCGCCCUCAAGUCUUUAGCUACCGGUAAAUCCAUCCAAGACCUAAUGUUCGAUUCCGUUCAUCGAAUCUGUUGCCGGUAUCCUACACUCACUGCUCCUCUCCGCACACUGGAAGAUUACGUCAAUUCUCGCGGGCCUAGCAGCACUGCCUCUCCCCGGCUCUUCUCCUGUGAUCUCUGUGAUCCACGCCAGUCUCGCAUCAAAAUAUACCUGCUGGAGUUGAACGUUUCCCUGGAGGCAAUGGAGGAUCUGUGGACUUUGGGGGGCAGGCGCAGUGAUAAAUUUACGCUCACUGGGUUGGAAAUGAUCCGUGAGCUCUGGGACUUGAUCCAGCUCCCCACGGGUCUACGCGGAUACCCAGAGCCCUUUCUACAGCUGGGAAGCAUCCCAAAUGAGCAGCUUCCUCUGAUGGCUAACUAUACGCUACACCACGAUGAUCCGAUGCCGGAACCACAGAUCUAUUUUACAACGUUCGGCAUGAACGAUAGUCGAGUGACCGAUGGGCUAGUCGCCUUCUUCGAUCGCCACGGCUACACCCGCAUGGCGCAGACAUACAGGGAUAGUUUGCGUGCGUACUACCCUCACUUGGAUCAUGACACUGUGAACUAUCUGCACGCCUACAUUUCCUUUUCUUACCGCAAAGGGUCCCCUUAUUUGAGCGUCUACCUCCAAAGCUUUGAAACCGGAGACUGGCCAAUCUUGGACUUCGGUGUCCCAGUUUUCAAGCCACUCUCCAAGGACAUGUGUCGCGACCACCCCGUCUCCUUCGAAAUACCUUUGAAAUAG
Penicillium canescens is the source of this 1365-nucleotide messenger RNA. It is a transcript of the gene dmaW, whose product is annotated as tryptophan dimethylallyltransferase fgaPT2. The transcript is spliced from 3 exons. Bases 1 to 1365 code for a protein of 454 amino acids. The record is from RefSeq and is a predicted model, not a curated record. Gene Ontology annotation, molecular function: transferase activity, transferring alkyl or aryl (other than methyl) groups. Gene Ontology annotation, biological process: alkaloid metabolic process. NCBI's taxonomy places the organism in Eukaryota, Fungi, Ascomycota, Eurotiomycetes, Eurotiales, Aspergillaceae.